Oppia nitens is the source of this 2547-nucleotide messenger RNA. Its product is annotated as phosphatidylinositol 4-phosphate 5-kinase type-1 alpha-like. The record is from RefSeq and is a predicted model, not a curated record. Gene Ontology annotation, molecular function: phosphatidylinositol kinase activity. NCBI's taxonomy places the organism in Eukaryota, Metazoa, Arthropoda, Arachnida, Sarcoptiformes, Oppiidae. The transcript has 10 exons. Gene Ontology annotation, biological process: phosphatidylinositol metabolic process. Bases 264 to 2510 code for a protein of 748 amino acids.
UGAGUGUAAAGAUGGCUGAUAUGUAUAUUAAUACAUACGGUAUGAAUGUAUUGAACGUAAUUGUAUUUCAAAUGCAGUCAAUGAGUGUAUGAGUGUUACUGACUGUAAGUUACAGUGAAAGCUGUGUUACAUUGCAUUUGCAAUCAUAGACUACAUUAACUGAACAUUCAUUGAUAUUAUAGUUAUUAGUGAAUCAGUGUUUUUCAAUGACAUGUUAACCAAAACAAUGCAUUGAUUUGAUUGUCAACACAAUCAUCACAGCUAUGAGUCAAUCGGAAACGACGGCUCAAAGCUCCACAAAUGAGACGCCAAAUGCCAGGCGAAGGCCACCACCGAUACUCGUGGCCAACAACGACGCCUCCGAUGCCAGUCAAACAUCUGGCGGACCAAAAACACCACAGACUCCCGGCCCGUCAUCAGCUGAUCGUAAAAAACUGGAAAGAGAAAGGAAAAUAGGUCACCGACGGGUCGAUGAAGGCGGACAAGUGACUUACAAGAAGAUCCAAACCACACAGAUUAUGGGAUCAAUUCAGUUAGGGAUUGGUCACGCAGUCGGCAGUCUAGCGUCUAAACCUGAAAGGGAUGUCCUGAUGAAGGACUUCAUGGAGAUCGAGACGGUUUCGUUCACUAAAGACGGUAGUAAUACAACACCGGCUCAUCACUACUCAGACUUUAAGUUCAAAGUGUACGCACCGAUUGCUUUCCGAUAUUUUCGUGAUCUCUUCGGUAUUCAACCGGAUGACUAUCUGUUGUCAGUUUGCAACGAACCGCUCCGUGAAUUGUCAAACCCGGGCGCUUCCGGUUCGGUCUUCUAUCUCACAGAUGAUGACAACUUUAUCAUAAAGACUGUUCAGCACAAAGAAGCGGACUUCCUAUUGAAACUAUUGCCCGGAUAUUAUAUGAAUUUAAACCAAAAUCCGCGGACACUUUUACCAAAAUUUUUUGGUCAAUACUGUUAUAUAUGUGGCGGUAAAAAUGUACGGAUAAUUGUUAUGAAUAAUCUAUUGCCCAGUUAUGUCAAAAUGCACCAAAAAUAUGACUUAAAAGGUUCGACAUAUAAGCGAAAAGCCAGUAAAAGUGAACGAAAGAAAGGUUCGCCAACUUAUAAGGACCUCGACUUCAUGGAGUAUCAUCCGGAAGGACUCUUUCUUGAAGCCGACACUUAUAAUGCAUUGAUUAAGACAAUGCAAAGAGAUUGUCUUGUCUUAGAAAGCUUUAAAAUAAUGGACUAUAGCUUGUUAUUAGGUAUUCAUAAUCUCGAUGAGGCCGCCAAUGAUAAACUUGAGAAACUGAAGGCACAAUCGGCAGCACUGGCUGAGGCCGCAGUCAAUAAAGCGAGAUUAAGAAGUGGUGCCAAAGAUGCUGUCGACCAAACAGACGAUGCAGACUAUAAAGACAAUGACAUUGAUUACGAUUUAUCAACAAAUAGAUCAAAUGAUAUCAAUAAACCUAAUUCUGUUAAUUUAUGUCGAAGUAAAUCAAUCAAUAAACAGAGGAUAACCGCAUACUCUACAGCACUCGAGUCUAUUCAGGCAGAUAUCGAGCCAAUUGAUCCCGAAGAAGACAUUCCCGCCGGUGGAAUACCAGCCCGUAAUUCAAAAGGAGAGCGACUUCUUCUUUAUGUUGGAAUCAUUGAUAUAUUACAGAGCUAUCGACUCAUGAAGAAGAUGGAGCACACGUGGAAAGCAAUACUUCACGACGGGGACACCAUAUCAGUACAUAAGCCCGGAUUUUAUGCCCAAAGAUUUUUAGAUUUUAUGUCCAAAAAAGUCUUCAGAAAAAUACCAUCACUUGAUAUGCCUGAAAUAAAAGGUCCUCAUCGUAAGUUUCGAACCCUGGUCACCUCUUACAUGGGUAUGGCACUAAAACACUCGCCAUCAAAACGUAAAAUGCAAUUACCAGCCCGUGCGAGACCCCCCUCGACGGGGGGCUCAGAUGGCGAUGUCCUUAAAGAUUAUAUUCACGCCAAUACUAGUCAUAAUAUAGUUAAUAAUGAUAUGCCACCGAUAGGACCGGUUCACAAGUUUCGAUAUUCAUCUGAAGCGGCGCCCAGUCUGAGGACUGUUGUUAUAAAACAAGCGGCCAGUAAACAGUCGGUAGCAUUACCCGAGAAAAGUGAAAUCGUCAGCGUCAAUCAGAUAGCGUUGACUGAAUCGGAAAGCAGUGUCACCAGUAGCUGUUCCAGUGCUACUUCAUCAGGUCUCGGGUCGACAUUGAGGACAGUCACGUGGACACCGCCUCAUAGCAUCGGGGCGUCGACACCGACACAUACGGAAGGAACGCCUUCUAUGACAGAGUCGAGUGAAAGUGGAGAUAUCGCCUGUCCCACAACACCCAUACGGAGUCGGAGCUCUACCCGACACUCGAGAUCGAGUGAAUGUUCCGAUAUGGGCGCCGAUAAUUGCAACGAAUCGAUGCGGUCAACACUGACAGUCAAUCAACAUAUCGAUAGCAAUGACCGCAAUGACAUCGACACCGAUGCCAACUCUCAAGAAGUCACUAAACUAUAGAUAUUAUGGCUAUUAUAUCAAUAUUGUUGUAUUUGUU